GUGACGCGUCCCGGGCCGGUCUGGACUCAAGCGGCAGCUCCUACCUUUGCCCCCCGCCUGAAGUCGCGAUUCCCAGAGGCUGCUCCGCGUCAUGUCCCACCAAACCGGCAUCGAAGCUAGUGAAGAAGUCAAGGAAACAUUUGCUAGAGCUAGAAAUGGACAAUACAGGUUUUUAAAACUAGUUAUUGAAAAUGAGCAGCUUAUUGUUGGUUCUGCUCAACAACCCGGUGCAUCCUGGGAAGAGGACUAUGAUUCCCUUGUUCUCCCACUUCUUGAAGACCAGCAGCCAUGUUACAUACUGUACAGAUUAGAUUCCCAAAAUGCCCAAGGAUAUGAAUGGAUCUUUAUUGCAUGGUCGCCAGACCAUUCUCCUGUUCGUCAAAAAAUGUUGUAUGCAGCUACCCGGGCAACUCUGAAGAAAGAAUUUGGAGGAGGGCAUAUUAAAGAUGAAGUUUUUGGAACAAACAAGGAUGAUAUUUCAUUGAAUGGUUACCAAAGGUACUUGGUAACUCAGUCUUCCCCUGCCCCUCUGACAGCAGCAGAAGAAGAACUUCGACAGAUCAAGAUUAGUGAGGUACAAACCGAAGUCAGUGUUGAUACUAAGCAUCAGACUCUACAAGGGGUAGCAUUCCCUAUAGCCAAAGAAGCCCUCCAGGCACUGGAAAAACUGAAAAACAAACAACUUAACUAUGUACAGUUGCAAAUUGAUAUGAAAAAUGAAACUAUCACCCUGGCUAGCAUACUCCCAACUGAACUGAAGGACUUGCCAAAAAGAAUUCCGAAGGAUUCGGCGAGGUACCAUUUUUUCCUCUACAAACAUUCCCAUGAAGGAGACUACUUGGAAUCCAUAGUUUUUAUCUACUCUAUGCCGGGCUAUAUGUGUAGUAUACGAGAACGGAUGCUAUAUUCUAGCUGCAAGAGUCCCCUCCUAGAAAUCGUAGAAAGACAACUAUGGAUGCAGAUCAUCAGAAAGAUUGAAAUAGAUGAUGGAGAUGAGCUAACGGCUGACUUCCUUUACGAAGAAGUUCAUCCCAAGCAACAUGCGCACAAACAAAGUUUUGCUAAGCCAAAAGGACCUGCAGGGAAAAGGGGAAUCCGAAGAUUGAUCAGAGGUCCGGCUGAAACGGAAACACCGACUGAUUAAAUGCAGCAAGUGCACUGGGAACAAAAAGCAUUAUGGGAUGAGAGAUAGGGGGGAUGGGAGGGAAGGGAACCCACCCCAGCCUUUAAUAACGAGAUGAAAGCAUUCCACAUUGAUCUUUUCCAGAAGAAAAAAAAAAACAUUUUCCAUCUUGUGACCUUCCACUGCACUUAUCUGGCUAUGCCACUAUUGAUCUUAUAAGAUCCACAGCCUGUGGUUGUAAUGCAUUGGUUGAAAACUACAAGUUUGUAGAACGUUAGUUCUGAUCUGACUUUAUUUCAUAGCUGUACAAUUCAUCAUUUAGGUAACAUAUUAAUAUACGUACAUCUACACAUGCACACUACAUAGCUUACAGUCAACUUUAAUGACUACAUAAAAUGGACUAGAUCUUUGAAAAAUUUAAUUAACUCCAUUACUUCUCUUAGAAAGUUGCUUCUUUGGAAUAAAAAUGGUCCGGAAUAAAUCCUGUAUCUCUUUAUUGUAUAUCCUUCCUCCCACAAAACCAUUCUCUAGUCUUCUAACAAGGGCUACCUUACUUGUAUGUACUGUUUCAUACCACAAUUCUAAACACUAAUUUGGAUGCAAGCUUCAUUGAGAUGAAUAGGCUCUUGUUCUAAGUAAAUAAGACUGGGCUGUACUAGAUGGAAAUCUAGUUUAUUUGCUACAAAGAGUCCAAAAUUAGAUUCUCUUCUAGCCUUCUAACAAUAGCUGCCUUGCUUUUACCCCAUUUUUUGCCCUUAAUGUAUGUCUUAACAUUACUGCAUAAGAAAGUGCUACUCAUUAGAAUGAUUCUGUAAACAACACAAUUGUUAUAAAAUUAGAAUACUGGUUUUCUAGUCCAAAUCAUUUUGAUUUAGCUACACUAUGAAAGCUGCUGCGAUGUUAGAUUCUUAGUACUCACACAGUUAAGGAUAGAGCAGUUGAUAACUGUGUCCUCUUGCAUUUCUAGUGUCUAAAAAAAUAAAUAAAGGUGUUGUCAAGGCAACAUUUCUGCAAUUGUAAAACAGUCACAGUCUGGGACUAUCUUGUAAAUAUAUUUUGUUAGAAGCAAGGCUUCCAACUGGUUAAUACAAUGAACAGGUUAAGCAGCAAACAUUUGUUUCUGCUGGAUUGAAACGGUUAUUGAUGUAAGCCAUAAAGAAUUACUUCCCAAAAAGCAAAAAGUUCCAAAUAAGAGCCCUGUCGUGGCUGUCAUUGUGUUGAUCAAUGUAUGUUUCUCAUUUACAACCUCAAAUGUCUAAAUAUUUUCAAAAAUAUUUGACUUUAUGGGUAUGUCUGGCUGGGGAAUGCUGGGAGUUGUAUGACUUUUUUUUGCUUCUAAACAUGCAUAGGAUUGCACCCUAACAGUGAUUUUGAAUGUGUGCUUGGAAGUAAAAUCUACUGAAUUCACUAGGACUAGAUUCUUUGUAAAUGUGAAGCUAUAAACUGCAUUUCCCUUGUCAUUGUUCAUCUUUGACAUAUUAGUUAAUACUAUUUUUAAUUUAAGCUACAAAUUACUAAAAUAUUAACUUCCAUGGUUGUUACUCCCACCCCACCCUUAUUUAAAUUAGUGUAAAUCAAACGACUAUAACUUCUAAUAAUGCUCUUUAAUACUGAUUUACUAAUCUAAAAAAAACAAACUCUAUUUAAACCUUUAGCAGAGCUUUCACAGAUGAACACUGACCCUAAAAAACUGAACCAGACUACUAGCACAGUACAUCUGUUCUUACUAGUACAGUAUCGUUUUUGUGAUAGAAUAACUGCUGCUAUGCUCAGUUCUGAACAUUUGCAUACUGGCCUAGAAAGAACUGUAAGCUAAUUUCCAAGAGCACUUAUACUACUAAUUGUUUUCGAUGCCGGCUUACUGCCAUCUCUGCAGGUUGUUCAAGGCCUUUGUUGUAUAAUGUGAUGCUACAUCUUCACUACAGGCCAGUUCUCACCUUACAAUAGUAGGGUGGUUGAUUACUCUUCCCUGUCUCUUCCAAUAAUGGUUGAAUCUAGGAUUGCAGAUGGAAGGACAUGAGAACUAUGCAAUGGGUGCAGUUCCUGUGUUUCCAGUUGAAAUGCCGUUGGCUGUAAACACUGAAGUAGGCUCUGUUGAGUUCAGUAGGACUUACUCUCAGGUAAGAGUGCAUAGGAUUGCAAGUUUGAAGGCAUGUGAUAAAAUAGAAUCAAAAACUGAAAUGUGUCUUCAAUUGCACAUUUUAAACACACAAUCCCUUGACAAUUCUGCAUAGUGAGAUACUGCGGUUCUGUAAUUAUUAUUUUUUUAAUAACAAUUGUUGUUUUGUUUAAAUAGAACUAUUCCGCAAACGAAGUGAGGUCCACAAAUGAGUGAGAAUUUCAACCUGGCUCUCUCAUGUCCAACCCUGGUACUCUGUCAUUUGCUGCACAUGACAAAUGGCUUAUUCUUAAUUGCCAUCUCCACACCAUAAAAGCAGGGAUUAGCACUAUGCACAAAUUACGUUACUGCAUAUUUUAAAUCAGUCUGAGAUGGUUGUUUUAGCAGAAACAUAGAACAUUUGAAAUGUGGAUACAUUUUAUAGUUCUAAAAUUAGUCAAGACCCACCACUCUGAUGGGUAGGAUAAUAAAGGACUAGUUAAGCCAUUCCAAACCUGUUGCCCUCUGGCUGUAUUGGACUGCAACUCCCAGGAUUCUCAGCUAGGGUGCCUAACAAUGGCCUUUCCCACUUCCCUAUAAUGGGGAUUAUGAGAGUAGAAAGGGCCAAUGGAUAGUCUGUUGUGGGUAAAAGAAAGGGCCUUUUGCUAGGACACCCAAAGCCUGCUGCUCUCUCUUGGCAGGGGGUUGCCUUAGCAGCAGGAAUGAACAAGUACAACCAUCCAUAACUCUGCGGGUCUUAUGAGACUAUUUCCCCUUUAAUUCUUCACCUUCGUAUCAGCAAACAUGGGACUCAUGGUUACUAUAAACAUGGGUAGCAACAAUCAGAAGGAUGAAAUCAUGUGUACUAGAAAGCAUGUUGGGGAUAGUUUAGGUCCUUCAUGUUGGGUCCUUCAGUUUAGAAAGUUGGCUAAUGAAAACUAACAUGCUAGAAGAUUGUAGAAAUUACCUUUGAAAAUAAAAUUAUGAAAUAGAAACUUGCUUUGAAAACUCGGAUGUACAGAGUUACUUGUACAAAACUACUGGAUAAAUUUUGAUUGUGGAAACCUGUGCUCACCUUUUAGAAUAUCACCUUGUUUUAGCAUUCUUUAUCACCUACAGUGUAGUCUGAAUGUAUGAAUAAAGACUCUGCUCAUAAUCUCUCAGGAAUAAGUCUCAAAGGCAUCAUUCAUAAGUACAUACAGCAACCAAAAAUAUAUGAAACACGCUUGCUUCCAUCUUAGCUCUCU
Elgaria multicarinata webbii is the source of this 4468-nucleotide messenger RNA. RefSeq names its product twinfilin actin binding protein 1 (gene TWF1). Gene Ontology annotation, cellular component: cytoplasm; myofibril; actin filament. The record is from RefSeq and is a predicted model, not a curated record. The coding region runs from base 92 to 1144 and encodes 350 amino acids. NCBI's taxonomy places the organism in Eukaryota, Metazoa, Chordata, Lepidosauria, Squamata, Anguidae. Gene Ontology annotation, biological process: positive regulation of neuron projection development; regulation of lamellipodium assembly; actin filament depolymerization. The transcript is spliced from 9 exons. Gene Ontology annotation, molecular function: actin filament binding; actin monomer binding.